AUGCCUCGUGAAUUGACAACGUUGGAUAACAUUUAUGAGAAUAAUAUAGGGACAUUGGAGGUGUUAACAAACGCCAUCUUGCCUGUAAAAUACCCUCACGAGUUCUUUGAAGAAUUCUUCUCAAAGGGCAAGAGUGGAAAAAAGGAUACAUUCUUCGGCCAAUUAGCCUAUUAUAGUGAGGUUCCAGUUGGUGCUGUUAAGGCUAAAUUAAUCCCGAACAAAAAAGGGGGUGUUCUCCAGCAAGGUGUUUAUAUCGAAGUUUUGGUUGUACUAGAGCAUUAUAGAUCAAAAGGCAUUGGGCGGACGCUCCUAAAUUAUAUUGAAAAAGAAAGCAAGAGGCAUUUCCAGCAUGAUAUAUAUGUACAUGUUGCCUGUGAUAAUGAGUUCGGCAUUGAGUGGUAUAAAAGUCAUGGAUUUGCACAAGAAGGCGAUAUCAUAAAGGAUUACUACAAGGACACCACGGGCUCACCAGAUUGCUUAGUGCUCAGAAAAUACAUAGCUUAA
Zygotorulaspora mrakii is the source of this 504-nucleotide messenger RNA. RefSeq names its product peptide alpha-N-acetyltransferase subunit NAT5 (gene NAT5). The record is from RefSeq and is a predicted model, not a curated record. Gene Ontology annotation, molecular function: acyltransferase activity, transferring groups other than amino-acyl groups. NCBI's taxonomy places the organism in Eukaryota, Fungi, Ascomycota, Saccharomycetes, Saccharomycetales, Saccharomycetaceae. Gene Ontology annotation, cellular component: NatA complex. The coding region runs from base 1 to 504 and encodes 167 amino acids. The transcript has a single exon. Gene Ontology annotation, biological process: mitotic sister chromatid cohesion.